AUGGCAGCAGCGCCUGUCCAUGCCCAGGCCCUGAGCUGCCACGUCCCGUCGGCUCCCGUGCCCAGGAUGGCCUGCACCGAGGGCCCACAGCAGCCAGCCCUGCAUCGGCCCCAGCCCGUCUCCAUGGGGUCCGCCACCACCGGCACCGCGGGGCCCCCCGGGGGUCACUGCGGCUUCGCGGAGCAUGACCUGGAGUGCCUGGUGUGCCGGGAGCCCUACAGCUGUGCCCGGCCGCCCAAGCUGCUGGGGUGCCAGCACGCCUUCUGCGCUGUCUGCCUGAAGCUCCUGCUGCGUGUGCAGGACAACACCUGGACUGUCCCCUGCCCGGUGUGCCGCAAGGCCACUGCCGUCCCCGGGGGCCUCAUCUGCAGCCUGCGUGACCAGGAGGCCGUGUUGGGGCGGCUAGCCCGGCCAUGCCCAGAGAUGCGGCUCUGUCCUCAGGAGCUGGCGAAUCCUGUCCCCUUGACAGCAGGACACCUCUCCGGCUUGGGAGGAGAGGAUGGGCAGGAUGUGGCAAAUGUCAACCGCAUGGCAGCCCGGCGCCUGGUGGCACACCUGCUCCUCCUGGCCUUGCUCGUUGUCCUCAUCCUGCCCUUCAUCUACCCCGGCGUCAUGCAGUGGGCGCUCACCGUCAUCAUCGCCCUGGCCCUGCUGAUGUCCACCCUCUUCUGCUGCCACCCCAGCGGCCAGGGCGGCUGGCGGGGCUUCCCCAGGACUCUCUUCUGCAGGGAGCAGAAACACAGCGAGAUCUCUUCCAUUGCCUGA
This is a messenger RNA of Pteronotus mesoamericanus, 765 nucleotides long. It is a transcript of the gene RNF186, whose product is annotated as ring finger protein 186. Gene Ontology annotation, molecular function: ubiquitin protein ligase activity. The record is from RefSeq and is a predicted model, not a curated record. Bases 1 to 765 code for a protein of 254 amino acids. The transcript is spliced from 2 exons. Gene Ontology annotation, cellular component: endoplasmic reticulum membrane. Gene Ontology annotation, biological process: intrinsic apoptotic signaling pathway in response to endoplasmic reticulum stress; proteasome-mediated ubiquitin-dependent protein catabolic process; protein autoubiquitination. Lineage: Eukaryota; Metazoa; Chordata; Mammalia; Chiroptera; Mormoopidae.